AUCUGCGAUACAGGAUAGAGCAGGCUCCAUCUUGUGCUUAGGCUUCCAGGGGGCUUUGAAGCUAAUCAGGCGCCAUGUUAAUUACGGGAAUGAGGGGCCAUUUUCCCGCUCUUUAUCCUUUCGGUACCUUUCUUUGAUUGGGUCACCCGGCUGGGUGCUUUGUGGGAGGAAAGACAUUUCUAUGUGUUUGGGAUGUGUUGGUGGGGUAAUUUCCCGUUCGGGGCCAGCGAGGGCGACGGGUGCGCAGGCGCGGCUUGCCGAUGGAGAUGUGACCGGCCCUUAGGACCCAGCGGGUCCCCUUUGUUCCCCGCGGGCGCGGGCCCGACGGGGAGGGGGAGGGGAGGGAGGGGCCGACCGGCAUCCGCUCCGAGGGGCGGGGCAGUCCCGCGCGCGCGCGCGCCGCCGAGGGGCAGGGCCCCCUCGCCCCCGCCCUUUCCCACGCGCCGGCCCCGCGCCCCCGCGCGCGCACACUCGCGAGUCCAGGCGACAUGCAAAUGAGCCCGGCUCCAGUGCCCAGACCCAAGCCCCCCACUGCUCAAUGGACACCCCCAGCCCAGACCCGUGGCCUUCGCCUUUGCCUGGGGAGGAAGAGAAACCUCUGGCCUUACCUCCUCCUGUUCCCCGGGGCCGCCGAGGCCGACGUCCCGGGGGGGCCACCUCCUCGAAUCGGACUCUCAAGGCCUCCCUCCCUCGCAAGCGGGGCCGCCCCCCCAAGUCGGGGCAGGAGCCCCCACUGGCACAGGGGGUGACAGCCCCGGUGGGCAGCGGCGGUGGUGGCAGUGACCUCCUGUUGAUCGAUGAUCAGGGUGUGCCCUACACAGUCUCUGAAGGGUCAGUAGCAGGCGGGCCCGAGAGCUCUGGCCCUAAGAAGGCCCCGCACUUCUGCCCGGUGUGCCUUCGGGCCUUCCCCUACCUCUCUGACCUGGAGCGCCACAGCAUCUCACACUCAGAGCUGAAGCCGCACGAGUGCAAGGAUUGCGGCAAGACCUUCAAGCGCUCCAGCCACCUGCGGCGGCACUGCAACAUCCAUGCCGGCCUUCGGCCCUUCCGCUGCCCGCUCUGCCCCCGCCGCUUCCGAGAGGCGGGCGAGCUGGCCCACCACCACCGCGUCCACUCUGGGGAGCGCCCCUACCAGUGCCCCGUCUGCCGACUGCGCUUCACCGAGGCCAACACGCUCCGGCGCCAUGCCAGACGCAAGCACCCCGAGGCCAUGGAGGCACCCCUGGGUCCUCGGGACCCAGGACCGGAACCACCGUGGGACGACGAGGGUAUCCCGGCCACUGCAGGGGCCGAUGAGGAGGAGCUGGAGGGGAAAGAGCUGGCUUGACCCCCACCCCCGGCCACCGCUCCCCAGGCCAGGUUUAGAGCCGGGCGUUCAGCUGGCACUGAACCUGGGCAGGGAAACCGGGACACACUCUUGUCUGGUAGUCUUCCCGUUGUGGGAGGAGGUCGAGGGUGAGGACGUCCACUUCUGGGUCCUGCAGCCUUCUGCCACCCUCCCUCGGACUGACAGGCCUGUGGAGGCAGGGGCUGUGGAAAUAAAUUUCUGCCUACUGGCUUCCUGUGUGUGUUCCGUGAUGAUCCCAGGGCUGGCGCCCCUCUUCUCCUCCCUUCAAAUGUUCUUUCCCGCUGCACCACCCCCUUGUCAUGUGCCUCGUUAGCUUGGCGCUAAAGACUGGCUUGGGGGAAGACUUUGCCGCUUCUCCCAUCUCCAGUGGACCUCAAAGCACUCCCUCUAAAGAUCCACUUUUAAGUAAAACAUUGAACCUUCUGU
Molecule: messenger RNA, 1774 nt
Organism: Kogia breviceps (pygmy sperm whale)
Lineage: Eukaryota; Metazoa; Chordata; Mammalia; Artiodactyla; Physeteridae
Gene: ZNF524
Product: zinc finger protein 524
Biological process (GO): regulation of transcription by RNA polymerase II
Molecular function (GO): RNA polymerase II cis-regulatory region sequence-specific DNA binding; DNA-binding transcription factor activity, RNA polymerase II-specific
Source: RefSeq, a predicted model, not a curated record